This is a messenger RNA of Trichobilharzia regenti, 1089 nucleotides long. NCBI's taxonomy places the organism in Eukaryota, Metazoa, Platyhelminthes, Trematoda, Strigeidida, Schistosomatidae. The record is from the annotation of a GenBank genome assembly.
UCUAUUGGUUCACAGUUGAACAUGUUUCCACAUGAAUAUAAUGAAAAAUUUUCCUGAGGAUUAAUUAUCUUAAAGUUAAUUUAUCAAGUAAAAGAAUAACAAUAUAAAUAUUACGCAUAGAUAACAUUUCGAAAAUAUACUUUGUAACACAGGACGAGAUUACUUUUUUUUCCAUAAAGGAAGUAUAAGCAGUGUGUGUGUGCCAGUGUGUAAAUUUUCAAUACAAAUCAGAAGUUAUCCGUCUCUGUGAUUACCUCUUAUUUUACACACAAAAACAAGGAAUUAUAUGACAGGUACAGAGAAAAUGAUGCAUAGAUCACUAUUCUCUAUGAUGCUUUUCCUCUUUCUGCAGAAUACCUUGAUUACGGGAAAUCCUGUUCAGGCAUUGCUAAAGCGUUCUUGGGUAUAUUCAGACACAUAUAAUUGUGAGAAGGUCUAUAGCUGUUUCAACACGAAAACAUGCCAUGAAAGAUACAGUUCAACGGAUUAUUUCUGUGCAAAUAUAUAUCCCUGUGGAUCAUCGUGUGCGCCAAAUGGAUAUCGUAGUAUUUUGCGGCCCUACGAACUUCUAAAAGAGUAGAGGACUAUACACAUGAACAAUGGAAACCAAAACUCAAAAAAGAGAGACAGAUUUGAAAAUAAAACACAAAUAUAACUUUCUUCAUAAUUUAUACAAUGAUGAUUAUUUUAACAAAUAAAAGUAAUGCAGCAUAUCAUCCCUGACUUCUAACAAAUAUAUCAUCUUAAAAUACAGAAUAGCGUUAAUGUACAGUAAGUUCGUAAAACUUCACCACUCCAGAUAAGAAUUUCAAUAGACAAAAACUGACGAGAUGAGAUAUACUUAUUUCAACCCAUCCUAACAUACACUCGGUAAACAUUGUCGAAAGUAUCAUGACGUGUAUAUUGCUGCAUAUCUAGCAUCCUCGCAACACACACCACUGGUAUAUAUUGAAUUUAAGGGGGGGAAGACAUUAACUGAACGAAGUAAACGCCUACAGUCUGAACCUACAUUCUAACCACAAUCAUACACUAGGGUGAAAAAACUAAAGUUUUCGUGAUUCCAAAAUUACUACAGACAGUAAACUUCUU